UCAGUGCUUUUCAACACCAUGGCGGACCCAGAAGCCCUGGGCUUUGAGCACAUGGGUCUGGAUCCUCGGCUUCUGCAGGCUGUCACGGAUCUGGGCUGGUCGCGGCCUACGCUGAUCCAGGAAAAGGCCAUACCUUUGGCCCUGGAAGGGAAGGACCUUUUGGCCCGAGCCCGCACGGGCUCCGGGAAGACAGCUGCUUACGCGAUCCCGAUGCUACAGCAGCUGUUGCACAGGAAGGCGACAGGUCCUGUUGUAGAACAGGCUGUGAGAGGCCUUGUUCUUGUUCCUACCAAGGAGCUGGCACGGCAAGCCCAGUCCAUGAUUCAACAGCUGGCUGCCUACUGUGCUCGGGAUGUGCGGGUGGCCAAUGUCUCAGCUGCGGAAGACUCAGCUUCUCAGAGAGCUGUGCUAAUGGAGAAGCCAGAUGUUGUGGUGGGAACUCCAUCCCGCAUAUUAAGCCAUUUGCAGCAGAACACCUUGAAACUGAGAGACUCCUUGGAGCUGCUGGUAGUGGAUGAGGCUGAUCUUCUCUUUUCCUUUGGCUUUGAGGAAGAGCUCAAGAGUAUUCUCUGUCACUUACCCCGGAUUUAUCAGGCUUUCCUCAUGUCAGCUACUUUUAAUGAGGAUGUACAAGCACUGAAGGAGCUGGUUCUACACAACCCGGUAAGAGGCGCUGAGGGAGAGUCUGGAGCUAUAAUAGGCAUGGGGAUUGUCAGAGGACUUUGUCCUUCUCAGAGGAAGCCUGUUGUCAUUGGAUCUUCAAACCUUGAUCUCAGCCUCCUGAGUGUCUUGGAUUAUACCAGUAUCCAGCUGAUAUCCUUAUUUCUUCAGCAGUACCUCCACUGUGCUCUGCUGAGCUGACCUCUCUGUUUGGCCUGCAGAUGCCACAUCAUCUCACAGUUCAACCAAGGCUUCUAUGAUUGUGUCAUAGCAACAGAUGCUGAAGUCCUGGGGGCCCCAGCCAAGGACAAGCGGCAGGGCCGACGGUCCAAAGGAGACAAGGCUUCUGAUCCAGAGGCAGGUGUGGCACGGGGUAUAGAUUUCCACCAUGUGUCUGCUGUGCUCAACUUUGAUCUUCCUCCCACCCCUGAGGCCUAUAUCCAUCGAGCUGGCAGAACAGCACGAGCCAACAACCCAGGCAUAGUAUUGACCUUUGUGCUACCUGCAGAGCAGUCCCACUUAGGCAAGAUUGAGGAGCUGCUUAGUGGAGAGGGUGAGGCCCCGGUAUUGCUUCCUUACCAGUUCCGGAUGGAGGAGAUUGAGGGCUUCCGCUAUCGCUGCAGGGAUGCCAUGCGCUCCGUGACCAAACAGGCCAUCCGGGAGGCAAGAUUGAAGGAGAUUAAAGAGGAGCUUCUGCACUCUGAGAAGCUCAAGACAUACUUCGAAGACAACCCCAGGGACCUCCAGCUGCUGCGGCAUGACCUGCCCUUGCACCCUGCAGUGGUGAAGCCUCACCUGAGCAAUGUCCCGGAGUACCUGGUCCCUGCCCCUCUACGUGGUCUCAUACAACUUCGCAAGAGGCGGAAGAAGCUGUUCUCCAGUAGGAAAGCUAAGAAGGCGAAGACCCAAAAUCCACUGCGCAGCUUUAAGCACAAAGAAAAGAAACCUAGACCCACAACAGUGCCCUCCUGAAGUUGUUUCUUGGCCUUGAUUGUGUGGGCUUCUCUACCUAAACCAGGCACGCUCUGGUGCUCUGCCUGGAGAGACUGAAAUCUGGAGUGCCAUCGUGCCUGAUAACAGAAUAAAGGUUCCAGCUGGCCCAGGUGGUGCCUCUGGCAUGUUGGAAAAGACUAUUUCCUCACGCCUCUGGAAUUGGAAGACUAGAAAAUAGCAAUUCUUGGCCCUGUUGCUGUAUGUGGUGCUGCAUGCGGCCCACACAGGUUAGCUGUGUGAAACUGACCCCAGGACAGCUCUGAGCAGCCCAUGCAGUAUGAGGCUGUGGGGGCCCAGAGCCCUCAGCCCAGCUCCUGUACUCCUACUAUCUACUCCAACUAUAAGGUUGACCAGUGCACCUCCAACAUAUCACCACAGAGAUGCAGAGGGAAGAGUUGCCCAUCCCUUAGAAGAGUCAGAACGCAGCUCAUAUCUGCGUUUCAGAUGUAUAGGUAGUGUAACACACACACACACACACUCCUGCUAUGUCCUACACACACACACACAACACACACACAAACACACACACCUGCCAUGUCCUAGUCUGAGCAGCUAGCUUCCUUCUCAGCCUGAAACCUCUGUCUGCUGGCUUUUGGACCAGGCUACCUCACCCUGCCCUGCUGGAGGGCCUGGGGCAUGAGUGCUCCAAGUUUGGUGUCUUGUCCAUGUCUGGUGAAACAUUAUACACAAACUAUUCCCUU
Messenger RNA from Dipodomys ordii (Ord's kangaroo rat), 2354 nucleotides. RefSeq names its product DEAD (Asp-Glu-Ala-Asp) box helicase 56 (gene Ddx56). NCBI's taxonomy places the organism in Eukaryota, Metazoa, Chordata, Mammalia, Rodentia, Heteromyidae. Gene Ontology annotation, molecular function: nucleic acid binding; RNA helicase activity; ATP binding. The record is from RefSeq and is a predicted model, not a curated record. The transcript is spliced from 14 exons.